Manihot esculenta (cassava) is the source of this 1316-nucleotide messenger RNA. RefSeq names its product monooxygenase 1. The transcript is spliced from 4 exons. Gene Ontology annotation, molecular function: FAD binding. The record is from RefSeq and is a predicted model, not a curated record. Lineage: Eukaryota; Viridiplantae; Streptophyta; Magnoliopsida; Malpighiales; Euphorbiaceae.
AUGGAGACUGCGGCACAACACGAGGAGAUCGUAAUCGUCGGAGGUGGAAUUUGUGGGCUUGCCACCGCCCUCGCUUUUCACAGGAAAGGGAUUAGAAGCAGAGUACUUGAAAAAUCAGAGACACUGAGAACCACAGGAGUGGGAAUCAUAAUACAGUCAAAUGGGUGGCGAGCGCUUGAUCACCUUGGUGUUGCUUCAAUGCUUAGGAACACUGCUCUUUGUAUACACUCAAAAUGGGAUGAAAAAGCUAGCUGACGCUGUUCAAUCUUGUGUAGUGGAGAAAUACGAUGCUUAAAAAGAAUUGAUCUCGUCAAAGCACUAGCCAGCGACUUGCCGUUGGACACCAUACAAUUUGGUAAGCAUGUAAUAUCCAUACAAGAGGAUCCAAUAACCUCGUAUCCUGUUCUUCAUCUUCAAGAUGGAAGCGUUGUCAGGCCCAAGAUUGUGAUUGGCUGUGAUGGUGUAAACUCUAUCAUCUCAACCAUCCUAGGCCCGUAUUCUACCAAGCUUUCGCCAACUUCUGUGGUACGAGGUUUCUCGUAUGUCCGAAAUGGCCAUGAUUAUGGGAGCACGUAUCAUGUAUUCAGCAACGUCAAGCAUGUUAAAAUUGGAAUUUUCCCUGUUACAAGCGAGUUAAUCUACUGGUUUGUAAUCCGAAGGUGGACGUCUGAAGAUUCAAAGAUUUCAAGAGAUCGAAUGCUUAUAAAAGAAUCAACAGUGGAAUUACUGAAGAAUUUUCCACAGGAAAUAGUAGAGCUGAUAGAGUAUAGUGACCUGGAAUCGUUGCAUCUAACAGAUUUGAGAUACAGAUCGCCAUGGGAAGUGCUGACGACGAACUUCAGAAAAGGGACAAUGACAGUGGCCGGAGAUGCCAUGCAUGCAAUGUGUCCAUUUCUGGCACAAGCAGGAUCAGCUUCUCUGGAAGAUGCAGUGGUGCUUGCUAGAUGUUUAGGAGAAAAGCUGCAGAGUAAAGCAAUGGCGGACACACGUGUGAAAGAAAUGGUGGAGGAAGGAAUAGAUGAGUAUUUGAACAAGAGGAAAAUGAGAGUCUUCUGGUUGUGUCUGCAAACUGACCUUGUUGGUAGAGUCAUCCAGCCUUCAUCAUUGCCUAUGAAAUUGUUGAGUGCUUUCUUCCUAACCAUUCUCUUUAGUGAUCCAAAUCAGCAUACACGCUAUGAUUGUUGCGAGUCCUAGGAACAUAAUUACUUGUUUGACUAACCCACUAACGCUAAGUUUGUGGAGGAUGUUUGGGAAAUCAGAAUUACAAAAUGGCCAGAUGAGAAAGGUAUUGUGAGAAGAGAAAUAAUGGAAAUGGA